Molecule: messenger RNA, 2661 nt
Organism: Sodiomyces alkalinus F11
Lineage: Eukaryota; Fungi; Ascomycota; Sordariomycetes; Glomerellales; Plectosphaerellaceae
Exons: 2
Coding region: 1-2661 (886 amino acids)
Cellular component (GO): cytoplasm
Source: RefSeq, a predicted model, not a curated record
AUGGGCAGCUCAAACACGAAAGAAUCGCGCCCUGAGUAUCCUGGUGCCACCCACCAUGGCUCUACCUCUACUGCACACGACGCGUCAUCCUCCCCGCGCACCGAGUCUUCGGACCGGAGGAACAGACAUAGCCGCUUCGGCCGGGCAGAGCUCGGCCUUUUGGGCUUGAGCGCCGCCGGAUCCUCGUCCACCACCAGGGAAGAUGCCCCUUAUGAACGAAAAGAGACGAGGCAGGAACGGGAGGCUAGGCGUCUUGAACGCGAGAGAGUCGCCCGCGAGAAAGAACGUGAGCGGAGUAUGCGGGAGGAAAAUGUCGAUGGUGGCUAUCUUGUCACCCUUGGCACGUACACGGGGCCUGAAGAUUUCAACAAGCAAAUUGUCAGGCAGUUGCAGAUCGAGCGACGAAUUGCUCCCUUCUGGAGAGGUUUGAACGACAAGGAUGACAGUUGGACCGAAUAUCAACUGGUCUGCGCCGGCCGUGGUCUCCCUAUUCCCGCCGCCGAUAAACAACCGCCCGAAGAAUUCAUUCCUCGACCCAAAUCCCCCCAGUCUCCCAACACGUCCUCUCCCAAUUUGGCCAAUCUCACUGUGCCACUGGGCCCCCGAACCAUGUCGACUGGUUCCGACCGCAGUGCCUCCACUGCCAAUGCCAGCCCGGCCUUGGGCUCACCCGCCUCGCCCAACCCGCAGAGGCCCAGCUCUCCGUUCAGACCUCGCGCCAAAGCCCUUGCCGCCGCCCUGAGCAUGGGGUCCCGGAACAACUCGUCGUCCGACAUGACCCCGCGCGAGCUCAACCUGCCGCAGGAUCCCUUUGUGAACGGCCAGCCGAUCGAGGUGUUUCUUUACAAGGGCGCCAUCGAGUGUCCCAUCUGUUUCUUGUACUAUCCGCCCUACCUGAACCGAACCCGAUGCUGCCACCAGCCCAUCUGCAGCGAGUGUUUCGUUCAAAUCAAACGGGCCGAUCCUCAUUUCCCCGAACACCAUGGCGACGACGCCAGCGCCCAGCCCAACCCCGACGAGCAGCCCCCCGAGAUGCUCAUUUCCGAACCCGCCCACUGCCCCUACUGCCAGCAGAACGAGUUUGGCGUGACCUACGACCCCCCUCCCUUCCGCCGUGGUCUGGCCUACGCCACACCUCCGCUGAGCUCUCAGCAUACCGCCAUGUCCUCCCAGAGCUCCCUCGUCUCGACCAUGUCGCCCACGCCCGCUUCCGCCGGCGCCGCUCCUGCGCGCAGGGGCCGGGCGCAGAGCCUUUCGGCCAACGCCCCCAACGUCGUCACGACCGACCGCAUCCGGCCCGACUGGUCCACCAAGCUCGCCGCCCAGCGGGCUCACCAGGCGCGGAGGGCCGCCGCCGCGACCGCCUUGCACACUGCUGCAUUUCUCAUCGGCGACGAGAGCAACCGGUCUCGGGGGUUCCCAUUUGCCCGACCAGGUCGGUUCAGCCGGAGGAACACCGGCCAAGACGGCGCGUCGGAUUCCAAUGCCGGAGCGAACAGCACCGGCGCGCUCGAUGGCGAGUCUCGUGCAGGGCUUGGUCCAACCGGAGGGCUCUCUAACCGUGUGAUGGGUCGAAGGAGUCGGAUGGAGGAGUUGGAGGAAAUGAUGUUCGUGGAAGCCAUCCGCCUCUCCCUCGCCGCCGAAGAGGAGCGGAAGCGGAAGGAAGAGAAGGCCGUGAGGAAGGAGGCGAAGAAGAAGGAAAAGGAAGAGCGCAAGGCCGCCAGGAAGGCAGAGAAGCAAGGGAGCUUCUACGGCGGAAGCAGCUCGGCCAGCGGGAGCAGCCUGUCCCUAGGCCUGGGGCGACGUCGCGGCAACAGCGGGGCGAGCAACCUUAGGAUGGAGGCGUCCCUGCAGAACGCCCAGGCGGCCCACUCGACAAGCUCUCUGUGCAGGGUCCCCGAAACACCCCCUUCCGCGAGCACGGACACCGGGACGACGUCCACUGCCGCCGCCACGAGCGACAAGGGUAAAGGCGUCGACCGUAGCCCGACCGAAGCCGAUACGGGCGAAGGGAUUGGGCCCAGCGCGACGACGGGAGGCUCGUCCUCGCUCCCCAUUCCGAUCAUGAGCCGAGUGCCGUCCCAUCUCCGGCAAAUCAGCAAUGCCUCGUCCAUCUCGUCGUCUCUUGGUGAUAGCGCCGCGGGUAGCUCGUUAAACCAGGAUCAUCAUCAUCACCUGGACGCCGACAGCCCCCAGACGAGCGCUACGAGCCCGGGCCAACGGAGUGGUGACGGAGCGGACCACGACUCGUCGGAACCCAUGUACAACUUUCGCAGCCUGGCCGAGAUCGUCGGCGUCGAUAUCGAGAGUGGCGAGACGACAGGAAGUCGGCGGUCGACGGAAGGCAAGGCGGACGCCCACCGGAAACCUGAAGUGGAGCAUAUGGAGGAUACAGGAGACGCGAUUACGCAGGCGAGCGUGGCGACCCUCAAACCCCCUCCUACGAUCCCGGAGGGGGUUGUGCCCGAGGAACAGGGCGCAGCGAGCGGCGACAGAGACGGCGAGGUGACCGACGUGAGGCCGGGCAGCAAUGUUACGACUCCUGAGGUCACCAUUACGACGGACACGCCGGGCUCGGUCGAGGGAGAUGUCAACAAGCGGGAACUGUCGUCGGACAGAGCGGUUGAACAGACCCCCGCGACCACGAAUGAGCAGGCCUAA